Molecule: messenger RNA, 2336 nt
Organism: Cricetulus griseus (Chinese hamster)
Lineage: Eukaryota; Metazoa; Chordata; Mammalia; Rodentia; Cricetidae
Source: RefSeq, a predicted model, not a curated record
GAAGGUUUUAGAGUGUCCCGUCGGGGCAUUGUGCUGGUGCUGCCUUCCUAGGUCGAGAAGACCGCACAGAGAUCGAGUAAUGGCUCAAUCAGAAGUGACUUCUGUUGACUGCAUGACACCUGAUAGAGCUGCAGACAUUGGACAUCAAAGCGAUGACUCAUCUGAUAGCUUAUUUAAAACACAGUACGUUCUUUCACCUACACGAAAGCAAAGAAACCCUACGACAAAACGUGUCACUUUACCUGCAAAUGUUGACACUGACACAUCAAGUGACUCCUCUAUAGAACCAAGGCUUUUGACUUUAAAGGCUAUUUUUGAAAGAUUUAAGAAAAAGAAACGGAAAAAAAGGAAAUACAAGCCAAAAUUAAGACCAAGAGGAAGACCACCUGGAAUAAAAAAUGCUAGAAACCCUAGAAGGUCACAGAUAGGUGUGAAGCAAAUUAAAAACAAAGGAGCUGUGUUUCCAUUCUUAGAAUCUGAAAAUGGAAGAAAACCCUUACCUUGGAAGAAAAUUUUAACAUAUGAGCAAGCUGUUGCAAGAGGAUUUUUCCACCACAUUGAAAAACUCAAAUAUGAGCACCAUCUUAAGGAAUGCUUGAAGCAAAUGCACGCUGGGGAAGAUUUAGAAAAGGAAGACUUUGAGAGCAGGAGACACAAGUACAUUGAUGAUGAAGGUGGUCCUCUUUCUCCUAUUGAAGAGCCACUAACAGAAGAUGAGGCAACAAAUCCUGAGUCUGAAUGUGAUAUCAAAUUGGUUGAAGACACUUGCUUCAUAAUAAGCUCAGAAUUUUCAAAGAGAAAUUUAGAACAAGGGACGAGUAAGAAAGACUCUGCAUUCUCUAAAAAAGCUAAAGCCAAAGAUAAUGCACACAGAGAGCAUGGCACACAGAGAGCAUGGAAUGGAAGGGCCUGGAAAGGAGAUCUACAUGUGAACAUCAAAGAAGGUUUGUCUUGAUUAUGAAGCCAGAAUUGAAGAUACUUGUACAUGGGUGUUUGUUUCAAUAUAGGUUUUUUUUGUUGUUGGUUUUUAGACUUCAGUCACUGGCAUAUCCUUCAUAAAGACUAGCAUUGUGAGUAUUAGGAAUGAAUAUGAGCAGAACUCCUCAUACAUGUUGGUAAGUGAAACAUUUGCCAUUCAUAUGGCCAGAUCAAAGCGCCGAGAAAUGGGAAUAUUAAGUUCUUGAGGGAUGCAUGUCCCACUCCUGUUAUCCUAGGAGUUGGGAGCUUGAAAUCAGAAGGAUCCAAGUUAGAGGUCCCCUGGGAAACAGGAACUUGCUGGGUAGAUGGCUCAGUGGAUGAAAUGUCCCAGAGCAUUGCAGUUCAGAGCCCUACCUAGCAGCCAGGCAGGUGUGUAGCCAAAUCAGGGAACUAUGGCUUUAGUGAGAAACCCCCAGUAAAUGGUGUUAGAUGACCAGGGAGGGAACCCAACAGUGAGUGUAAAUGUGUGUACCCAAAGAAAAGAAUAAUCAGACAAGUUAACAGUUUGAUUUGGGCAAUUUUCCAGUGGGGAUUGAAUGAAGGAUCAAAUGGAAUUUGGAAUCUCUUGCAUAAACAGAAAAGCCCAAAGCCCAUCUAGCACACUUAACAUGUGGACACCGAUUAGGACCAUAUCAUUAAUUAGCUUCUUUAAAGGAACACCAUGCUGAGGGUUUUAAGAAAUUGGCACUGCAUGGUAUCUGCACUCAGCAGUUCUUUCCUGUUGGUGUGUUCAAAAGACAGUGCAAUAGAAAUUCACUAUCUGGCAUCGUUGGUUUCUUGGCUUUGUGCAUGUUAAACCUGGUAUUUCUAAUGAUACAGUUAUUAUUUUAUACUGGAUGUAUUUAUUGUGGGUAUGUGUCCCCUGUGGAAGUCAGAACAACUUGUCAUGUUGAUUGUAGUCUGGGGAAUAACUGGCAAGCAUUGUCACCUUCUGAAUGAACCAACCACUCACUCAUUUUCUCAGGGUGUUGUCAAGUGAGAGGCCAACCUUAAAAUGGUAAGGCAUUGUUUGUUUACUAAUGGCUGGUUUUACUGGAUGUAUAGUGCAUGAGACUGAGUAAUUUUUACAGAGCCUCAUUCUAUAUAAGAAUGGGCACUGUCAGUGUCCAGAACUGGUGAAUGUGGCGAAAUUGAGACACAGGCCAUGCUUCCAUCACAGUACAUAUGUUACAGUGGUGACAAUGAGACCUGUAACAUUUGUCUGUUAUACUGUUGAGUUUGAAGACAUGUUUGAAGACAUUCAUUUCACAAUAUUUCUAUAAUCAAUCUUUUAGGUUCCUAAAGUAAAUUGAAGAAGUCCCAGAAACCUUCCGGUAAGGCGGUAACUUUAAAUGUGCAGCAUUUAGAUAGGCAGCCAA